This is a messenger RNA of Rana temporaria (common frog), 1771 nucleotides long. RefSeq lists its product as uncharacterized. The transcript has 4 exons. The record is from RefSeq and is a predicted model, not a curated record. Bases 190 to 1467 code for a protein of 425 amino acids. NCBI's taxonomy places the organism in Eukaryota, Metazoa, Chordata, Amphibia, Anura, Ranidae.
GAGCAAUGGCGAUCACGCUGAUGGAGGUCAGAGGAGGAGGGGGAGUUAUUAUUGAGGAAAGAACUUUAUAACACCCCUCCAUCCUCUCAUCUCACCAUUACCAGGAGGAUCUUCUGAGGGCUGAGACUGGACAAAGGGAGAGAAGACUUCAACCAGACCAACCACACCGGACACAGAGAUCACAGGGCGAUGGAGCUGAGUGUGGCGGUGUUGCUGUUGGUGGUCCCUGCAUCUUUUGCACAGGAAGACUUGGAAGGUAAAAUCUUCGUCUUCCCCAACGAAACCGACACAUCUCAUGUCAUUCUAAGACCUACAAUUACAGGGCCAUUGAAGAAAGUCACCGUCUGUCUACGUUCCUACAGUGAGCUUUCCCGUCCCUAUUCUUUGUUCUCUAUUGCUACUCCAAUAAAUGCCGAUGCCUUUCACAUCUCCUUCCAGCCUCCAAACACCUAUCAGGUAUUCAUGAAUAAUGAAAUGUUUAGUUUUACACCAACCUGGAAACCUUUUUACUGGAGGCACAUCUGUGUGGCCUGGGACAAAAGCCAUACACAGGGCCUCUAUCUUUGGCUCAAUGGAAAGCUCUCCUAUGAAAGGCCUUACAUGAGAAAUUACUAUUAUAUUGCUUAUCAAAUCGACUCUGAAAGCAGCAUUGUUCUGGGACAGGACCAAGACUCUUUUGGUGGAGGGUUUGAAGCUGCUCAGUCAUUGGUUGGUGAAAUAGGUGACGUCCACAUGUGGGAUUAUCUCCUGACUCAGGAAGACAUCCAGAAGGUCCUCUCUGGUGAUCUCCAAGGAAAUGUCAUUAAUUGGAAGUCCUUACGUUGUGAAAUUAAAGGGGAAGUUCUCGUCAAGCCCGAACCUCAACACUUGGAGGAUAAAGUCUUCGUCUUCCCCAAAGAAACCAACACAGAUCAUGUCAUUCUAAGACCUACAAUUACAGAGCCAUUGCAGAAAGUCAGCGUCUGUCUACGUUCUUAUACCGACCUUUCCCGCCCCUAUACUCCCUUCUCUAUCGCUACUCCUGGGAAGGACAACGCCUUUGUGAUCUACUUACAGCCUCCAAACACUUGUUCCGUAUAUAUCAACCAGGAACUCACUAGUUUUAGGACGGACUCUGAGUCUUUGGACUGGAGGCACAUCUGUGUGACCUGGGACUCCGACACUGGAGUGGUCCAACUUUGGGUCAACGGGAAAUUCUACCCCAGAAGAGGCUCAAUGAAAGGGUCUUCUAUCGCAGCUGAGACCAGCAUUGUUCUGGGGCAGGAACAAGACUCUUUUGGUGGAAAGUUUGACGAGAAACAGUCAUUGGUCGGUGAAAUAAGUGACGUCCACAUGUGGGAUUAUGUCCUGACUCCAGAAGACAUCAAGAUAGUCAUCUCUGGUAGACACAAUGGGAAUGUCAUUAAUUGGGUAUCUCUAUACAGUGAGAUCAAAGGGGAAGUUCUUGUCCAACCCAAAUUUCCGUGAAAGCCAAUGAGCUCAUCAUAUACACGUCGUUCUCAAGAUACCCCAACUGCUGAUUCUGAUUUACAGUGAUAAUGAUGAUUUAUUUGUCACUCCCAUAAAUAAUGAGAGUUGACAAUGAUAAGUGAAGAUCAAAUAAUCAAUGAAUCCAUGAUCUUAUAGUGUAACUAAAACACGUGAAAAUUGUAAACAGGAUUACAAAUCAUUGGAGUUUUUAUUUUCUCAAUGGUAACAUAAUAGUCCUGGUGUAUAAUCUUAUAAUCAAUAUUAACAUAAACUAUCUAAAAUAAAAUAUAUAUAGAAGCAA